Molecule: messenger RNA, 4078 nt
Organism: Octopus sinensis (East Asian common octopus)
Lineage: Eukaryota; Metazoa; Mollusca; Cephalopoda; Octopoda; Octopodidae
Product: coatomer subunit alpha-like
Biological process (GO): retrograde vesicle-mediated transport, Golgi to endoplasmic reticulum; intra-Golgi vesicle-mediated transport; intracellular protein transport
Cellular component (GO): COPI vesicle coat
Molecular function (GO): structural molecule activity; protein binding
Source: RefSeq, a predicted model, not a curated record
UCUGCCGCAGAAUAGAUGGUAUUUGCUUUAAAAAUGGAAGAAAACCAGUCAACUGCAACAGAAUCAAGGUGUCGUCGACAGGGACUGGUUAAUAUGGACCAAUCAGCAAGCGACAUAUAUUUCGCUGCUGAACAGGAAGUUCUGCCAUGUUCAAUCCACGUUGACAUUUUUUACAAUUUAUCCCGAAGUCGAGAGCUUUACGAAGAAGAACCAGUCAACAAACCAUUCGCCGAUUGCAGUCCCUCGACUAUGUUGACGAAAUUCGAGACUAAAUCCGCUCGGGUGAAAGGUUUAUCCUUUCACCCGAAAAGGCCAUGGGUUCUGGCAAGUCUUCACAAUGGUGUGAUCCAACUAUGGGAUUACCGCAUGUGUACCUUAAUUGACAAGUUUGAUGAACAUGAUGGUCCUGUCAGAGGAAUCUGUUUCCAUUUUCAGCAACCAUUAUUUGUAUCUGGUGGAGAUGAUUAUAAAAUCAAGGUGUGGAACUAUAAACAGCGCCGUUGUCUUUUCACUUUGCUGGGACAUCUUGAUUACAUCAGAACGACCAACUUCCAUCAUGAAUAUCCUUGGAUUGUCAGUGCUUCAGAUGAUCAAACGAUUCGAAUCUGGAAUUGGCAAUCAAGAAAUUGCAUUUGUGUCCUGACAGGUCAUAGCCAUUAUGUAAUGUGUGCUCAGUUCCAUAUGAGUGAAGAUAUGGUUGUGUCAGCAUCUCUGGACCAAACUGUUAGAGUCUGGGAUAUUUCAGGUUUAAGAAAGAAGAGUGUAGCUCCUGGACCUGGAGGCCUGGAAGACAGAUUGAGAAAUCCUGCUCAAACAGAUCUGUUUGGCACCACUGACGCUAUUGUUAAACAUGUUCUUGAAGGCCAUGAUCGUGGCGUUAACUGGGCUGCGUUUCAUCCUACCAUGCCGCUGAUCAUUUCCGGUGCCGAUGACCGACAAGUGAAACUUUGGCGAAUGAAUGAAUCCAAGGCUUGGGAAGUAGAUACAUGUCGUGGUCACUACAACAAUGUCUCUUGUUGCUUAUUUCACCCUCGCCAAGAACUUAUCCUAAGUAAUUCUGAAGACAAGACUAUCAGAGUCUGGGACAUGAGUAAACGAACCAGUGUUCAGACAUUCCGAAGGGAACAUGAUAGAUUCUGGGUCAUUGCUGCACAUCCUACCCUCAAUCUGUUUGCAGCUGGCCAUGAUAGUGGGAUGAUAAUUUUCAAGUUGGAGCGAGAGCGUCCUGCAUAUGCUGUUCACAACAAUCUCCUGUACUACGUGAAAGAUCGUUACUUGAGAAAGCUUGACUUCACUACAUCUAAGGACACAGCUGUCAUGCAAUUGAGAGGAGGUUCUCGGAGUGUUGUCUUUAGUAUGUCAUACAACCCAGCUGAAAAUGCAGUCCUCAUCUGUACGAGGACCAGUAAUGUUGACAAUAGUACAUAUGAUCUAUACGGCAUUCCAAAAAAUUCUGAUUCACAAAAUCCUGAUGCUCCUGAAGGAAAAAGGUCUUCUGGCCUUACUGCUGUAUGGGUUGCCCGCAACCGCUUUGCUGUGCUCGAUAGAACACACUUAGUUGUUAUAAAGAAUCUGAAGAAUGAAAUUACUAAAAAAAUGCAAACUCCCAGCUGUAAUGAAAUAUUCUAUGCUGGAACUGGAUGUCUUCUUCUCAAAGACAAUGAAACCGUUACCUUAUUUGAUGUACAACAGAAGAGGUCUCUGGCGUCUGUCAAAGUUCCCAAAGUUAAAUAUGUUGUCUGGUCCCAAGACAUGACACAUGUAGCACUGUUGAGUAAACACGUUAUUGCUAUCUGCAGCCGUAAAUUGGAAAAUGUGUGCACUAUUCAUGAGAACAUCCGUGUUAAGAGUGGAGCUUGGGAAGAAAGUGGUGUGUUCGUUUACACAACCAGCAAUCAUAUUAAGUAUGCUCUGACCAACGGGGAUCAUGGAAUUAUUCGCACCCUGGACCUACCCAUUUACAUAAGCCGUGUUAAAGGAAACAGUGUGUAUUGUCUGGAUCGUGAAUGCAGACCAAGAAUCCUGGGUAUUGAUCCAACUGAAUUUAGAUUUAAGAUGGCAUUGGUCAAUCGCAAAUAUGAAGAGGUGCUGCACAUGGUCCGUAAUGCCAAACUCGUCGGACAAUCCAUUAUUGCCUACCUGCAGAAGAAAGGCUACCCAGAAGUGGCACUGCAUUUUGUCAAAGAUGAAAAAACCAGAUUUAGUCUUGCUUUGGAAUGUGGAAACAUUGAGAUUGCUCUGGAAGCAGCACGAGCAUUAGAUGACCAAGCCUGUUGGGACAAGCUUGGUGAAGCCGCUCUUCUCCAAGGUAACCACCAGGUUGUAGAGAUGGCAUAUCAACGAACUAAGAACUUUGAUAAACUCUCUUUCCUCUAUUUGAUCACCGGCAACUUAGAUAAACUCAAGAAGAUGAUGAAAAUCGCUGAAAUCCGCAAAGAUGUUAGUGGCCACUUCCAAAAUACUCUACUUAUUGGCGAUGUCCAUGAAAGGGUGAAAAUUCUGAAAAAUUGUGGCCAAAAAUCCCUGGCUUAUUUAACAGCUGCCACUCAUGGCAUGGAAGAGGAGGCUCAGAGUUUGAAGGAGAGUUUCUCAGAGAAAGAGCGUGUACCUGACUUGUAUCCAAAUGCUAAGCUUCUACGGCCACCAGUUCCUAUAACUCAGCAAGAGAGCAAUUGGCCCUUACUCACAGUUUCUAAAGGAUUCUUUGAAGGUGCCAUGGCUGCCAGAGGACAAGGAGGAACCUUGGCAGCCACCUCUGAGGCUUUGGAUGAUACUAGUGCAGAUGGCUGGGGAGUUGAUGCUGAACUUGUUAUGGAUGAUGAUUUCAUGCCUGCUGAAUCUGGUCUUGAUGAAGAUGCUGCAGGAGAUAAAGAAGGAGAUGGUUGGGAUGUUGAUGAAGAACUUGAAUUACCUGCUGAUUUAGAUCUUGGUCCUGUUCCUUCAAUGGGAGGAGAAGAGGGUUACUUUGUUCCGCCAACUAAAGGAACCAGUCAAACACAGGUUUGGUGUAAUAAUUCCCAAUUGCCAGCAGACCAUAUACGUGCAGGAUCAUUUGAAACAGCUAUGCGACUUCUCCAUGAUCAAGUUGGUAUGGUCAGCUUUUCUCCAUACAAGCAGCUGUUCCUUCAGACCUUCGCUCAUGCUAGAACCUGCUAUGUUGGUAUUCCAUCUUUACCACCACUCUUUGGACAUCCACACCGGAACUGGAAAGAUGCUGGAGCAAGAAAUGGUGUGCCAGCUGUUGGUUUGAAGCUUGCCACUUUAGUACAACAGCUUCAACUAGCCUAUCAACUGACAACAGGAGGUAAAUUUGGUGAAGCAAUUGACCGUUUCCGUACAAUCCUUCUGAGUGUGCCACUCUUGGUUGUUGACAAUAAGCAAGAAAUAGCUGAGGCACAGCAACUUAUAGAAAUUUGCAGAGAAUACAUUGUGGGAUUGUCUAUGGAAAUGACACGGAAAGAACUUCCCAAAGAGACAUUUGAGCAGCAGAAACGCAGUUGUGAGAUGGCUGCGUACUUUUCACACUGUAACUUACAGCCGAUACACAUGAUUCCCUUACGAACAGCCCUCAACCUUUUCUUCAAGAUGAAAAAUUUCCACAUGGCUGCAUCAUUUGCUCGUAGGCUUUUAGAAUUGGGUCCAAAACCUGAUGUUGCCCAACAGACAAGAAGAAUAUUAGUAGCCUGUGAGAAAAAUCCGGUUGAUCAACAUGAAAUGAAAUAUGACCAACAUAAUCCCUUUGACAUUUGUGCUGCAACAUAUGUGCCAAUUUACAGAGGAAAACCAGUUGUCAAAUGCCCUCUUAGUGGAGCCUGCUACCAACCAGAGUUUAAAGGAGAAGUCUGUAGAGUUACUAAGGUUACCGAAAUUGGUAGAGAUUGCAUUGGACUUCGAAUUAGUCCAAUUCAAUUCCGAUAGUUUGGAUUUCAACAGUAUUUUAACCAUGGAUCAUUUUGACCUAAUAAUUCCAUUGAAAGCACAGGUUUACAGAAUUGUUACCAUCUCCAUAUUCCUACAUUUUUCAUUCUAUUUUACUAUGGAUAUAAAGUAACAGGUACUAUUAAUACAACUUUUUUUU